GACCCAGCGAGCGGCACGCACCCAGCCAACCUUGCCCAAGCGGGGCCCCGGCGCGCAAUGACCGCGGCGCUGGCCGGCCCCCUGCGGGCGCUCUGCAUCCUCGGCUGCCUGUUGGGCCGCGCCCCCGCGCCCCCCGCGCCCAUCAUCAAGUUCCCCGGGGAUGUCGCCCCCAAAACGGACAAAGAGUUGGCCGUGAAAUACCUGAACACCUACUACGGCUGCCCCAAGAACCGCUGCAACCUGUUUGUGCUGAAGGACACGCUGAAGAAGAUGCAGAAGUUCUUUGGGCUGCCCCAGACGGGCGACCUGGACCAGAACACCAUCGAGACCAUGCGGAAGCCGCGCUGUGGCAACCCCGAUGUGGCUAACUACAACUUCUUCCCCCGGAAACCCAAGUGGGACAAGAACCAGAUCACAUACAGGAUCAUUGGUUACACACCUGAUCUCGACCCGGAGACCGUGGACGACGCUUUCGCACGUGCUUUCCAGGUGUGGAGUAACGUGACCCCACUUCGCUUCUCUCGGAUCCACGAUGGAGAGGCUGACAUCAUGAUCAACUUUGGCCGCUGGGAGCAUGGAGACGGGUACCCCUUCGACGGCAAGGAUGGGCUCCUGGCUCACGCCUUUGCCCCCGGCUCUGGAGUUGGGGGUGACUCCCACUUUGACGAUGACGAGCUGUGGACCCUGGGAGAAGGGCAAGUGGUGCGGGUGAAGUAUGGGAACGCUGAUGGGGAGUACUGCAAGUUCCCCUUCUUGUUCAACGGCAAGGAAUACAACAGCUGCACGGACACGGGCCGCAGCGACGGCUUCCUGUGGUGCUCCACCACCUACAACUUCGACAAGGACGGCAAGUACGGCUUCUGCCCCCACGAAGCCCUCUUCACCAUGGGUGGCAACGCCGAUGGGCAGCCCUGCAAGUUCCCAUUCCUCUUUGAGGGAACGUCCUACAACAGCUGCACCACAGAGGGCCGCUCUGAUGGCUACCGCUGGUGCGGCACCACUGAGGACUACGACCGCGACAAGAAGUACGGCUUCUGCCCGGAGACAGCCAUGUCCACCGUGGGCGGGAACUCAGAAGGUGCCCCCUGCGUCUUCCCCUUCACCUUCCUGGGCAACAAGCACCAGAGCUGCACCAGCGCGGGCCGCAGUGAUGGAAAGCUAUGGUGCUCCACCACGACCAGCUAUGAUGAGGACCGCAAGUGGGGCUUCUGCCCUGACCAAGGGUACAGUCUGUUCCUGGUGGCAGCGCACGAGUUUGGCCAUGCAAUGGGGCUGGAGCACUCCCAGGACCCUGGCGCCCUGAUGGCCCCCAUUUACACCUUCACCAAGAACUUCCGCCUGUCCCAGGAUGACAUCAAGGGCAUCCAGGAGCUCUAUGGUGCCUCCCCUGACACUGACAUCGACACGGGCACCGGCCCCACCCCCACGCUGGGCCCAGUCACUCCUGAGAUCUGCACACAGGACAUUGUCUUCGAUGGCAUCUCGCAGAUCCGUGGUGAGAUCUUCUUCUUCAAGGACCGGUUCAUUUGGCGGACCGUGACUCCAGGUGAGAAGCCCAUGGGACCGCUGCUUGUAGCCACCUUCUGGCCUGAGCUCCCGGAAAAGAUCGAUGCCGUGUACGAGGCCCCUCAGGAGGAGAAGGCGGUGUUCUUUGCAGGGGACCAGUACUGGGUCUAUUCAGCCAGCACCCUGGAGCGAGGGUACCCUAAGCCCCUGAGCAGCCUGGGGUUGCCCCCUGAGGUCCAGCGCGUGGAUGCUGCCUUUAACUGGAGCAAGAAUAAGAAGACUUACAUCUUCGCUGGAGACAAGUUCUGGAGGUACAAUGAGGUGAAGAAGAAGAUGGAUCCUGGUUUCCCCAAGCUCAUUGCAGAUGCUUGGUACGCCAUCUUCGACAACCUGGAUGCUGUGGUGGACGUGCAGGGCAGUGGUCACACCUACUUCUUCAAGGACACGAUUUACCUGAAGCUGGAGAACCAAAGUCUCAAGACUGUGAAGUUGGGAAACAUCAAAUCCGACUGGCUUGGCUGCUGAGUUGACUCAGCUCCUGGCCCUGCUGCCUCAUCUCCUUCUGCACCAGGCCCUGAGCAUCCGGAAAGACCCAGAUGGGCUGGGCAGCCUUCAGCUCUGUAGUUAACUAGCAGCGCCUGGAAGUUUAACAUUCCAGAGUGGCUCUGCUCUGUGUCCAAGGAAAGGUUCUCCCAGAUACCCACGCCCCUCCUUGAUUCCCCAACCCUCCCCGCCCCAUCACCUGGGACUCACCCUCUCCAAGGAUGGGUCUUCUCAUUGCAGCCCUGUUUGGGGCUGCCUGGUGCUGUGACCCUUCAGCCCUCUGCUCCCUCUACACCUCUGAGGCUCACAGCACCCGCAGAGCUGACAGAAACCCUUUCCAGGGGCCACUGGUGGCCCGACAGCCUGGCCUGACCGGGCCAGUUAGAGAGGGCUGAGACUGCACCUCCACUUGCUAUUUUGCUUCCUGUGCACUUUGCCCUUUCCGUUGGAUUUUGAAAACAUUUCCACUUUAAAUGCAAUUU
Molecule: messenger RNA, 2531 nt
Organism: Sorex fumeus (smoky shrew)
Lineage: Eukaryota; Metazoa; Chordata; Mammalia; Eulipotyphla; Soricidae
Gene: MMP2
Product: matrix metallopeptidase 2
Exons: 13
Coding region: 58-2031 (657 amino acids)
Biological process (GO): collagen catabolic process; extracellular matrix organization; tissue remodeling
Cellular component (GO): extracellular matrix
Molecular function (GO): metalloendopeptidase activity; zinc ion binding
Source: RefSeq, a predicted model, not a curated record